GAAAUUCAUGUUAAAGGGGAGGCGAGCGGGAGGCGUCCAAUAAGAGCGCACGAUUCUUCUACGUCAUAGAGAAGGUCGGGAGUCGGCCUAUAGCAGAGAGCUACUUUGUGAGUGUGUGUUUUUCUUAUUGUGUUUUUGGGGGCUAAUGCAAUGUGUGCGCCAAAGAUGCACACAGAAGCAAACCUCUUUUUUCACGUAUAAUCUGCACCGAUUGCAAAGGCAACGCUCUUUGAAGAGUUUUUACAGUAGUGCAGUUUAUUGUGAAAAUGCAUUUCAGAAGAAUCCGGCUCGAAUACUACUAGUACUGUCUGAAUCAAUUGCAUCUCGGUACAUACAUUAAAGCGAAAGGAAGGGCGGUUUUUAUUUUUUAUUUUUUCGCUGUACCGUUUCCAGCCUGGCGCUGAGAUCCCGAGUCACAAUCUCCGGAGCAUUUUUGUUUUUUCGGUUGUUGGUGUUUUUUUUUCCCCGCAAAAGGAGUCCCACACCUCUCUGGGUUUAUCCCGGCUUGUACAGCUUCACUGAACACAGUGACUUUUUGCAGCUAUACGAUAGAAAGCAGAAGGCAUUGGAAUUGAAUUGGAGGCCACUGCAACGAUCAGAAAUCUUACGGGUUGUAUCAGCAAGAAUUACCGUUUCUAUGCAACUGGUCUCUGCUCUAUCCUAUAUUCACAAAGUGACUCCUCCAUUUUCCAUUCGGCUGGGUCAUUACUGAAGGCUCGUCUCCGGGUUCCAGCCGGAACUACUUCCGGCACAGCGCGAUGUGGUCCCCGAAGCGGUGGCGCGACCAGGAGUACGCCCCCUCCGAGGCUCUGUCCGACAGCGACUCAGAAGAGGAAGAUUUUCCCGACGAGAGCUCCAAGUCUCUGGGAGACUACAUCACUCAAGGCUUGAAGCAGCUCCUGAAUGCCCAGCAGCUGUGUGAUGUCACUCUAGCGGUGGAAGGGAAGAAGUUCAUGUGUCACAGGGUGCUCCUGGCCUCAGUUAGCCCGUAUUUCCGUGCCAUGUUCACCAGCCCGCUUGCAGAGUCCCGUCUGGCUGAGAUCCGUCUGGAGGAAGUGACCCCGGAAGUGGUUCAGACCGUCGUUCACUUCAUCUACACCGGGGAGGCAGGGCUGAACCCCGACACCGCUGAGGACCUCUUCGUUGCGGCCAAUCGACUGCAAGUUCUUCCUCUGCAGGACCUAUGCGCCAGGUUCCUCUUUGAGCAUCUCUCCCUGGAUAACUGCCUGGGCAUGUACUCCCUGGCCCGCUCUCACCACGACCCUCUUUUGCUUCGCGCCUCGCUGCGGCUCGUCGCCCACAACUUCCCUCGUGUGUCACGGCAGAAAGACUUCCUGCUACUGGACCCGGGCACCCUGGGCAGUCUGCUCUCCUCCGACCGGCUGGGAGUGGAGUCCGAGCUGGAGGUGUACCGGGCAGCCCGGCGCUGGGCCCAGCACCAACCUAGGCAGCGCAACCAGCAUCUCCCCGCCUUGCUGAGCCACCUGCGCCCGGGGCUGCUGGCCGAGGAGGAGCUGAGGAAGGUGCGGGAGGAGCUAGGGGGUGGGAGGGGGGUGCUGGAGGGGGGAGGAGGUGCAGGCAGUGGCACCCCCCCGAGACCCAGGGAGGGCAUGUUCGAAAAAAAGAUAGUCUGCAUCGAUCUGAAGCCCCGGGGGGACCAUGAGCUGUCAGGCCCGGGUUUCGCAGUGGACUGUUUCGACCCACGGACUGGCCGUUGGGAGAAGCUGGCUGACCUCAAGUCCGUGACUGGCCCCGGCUGCGCGGCGGUGGGUGAUCGGCUCUUUGUAGCCGGAGGGGUGCAGGGCAGCGGCGUGGUCUCGGACACGCUGCACGAAUACGACCCCGUGGCGGACCACUGGACCGAGCGGCCUCCCAUGGCCGUGCCAAGGGUGAUGCAUGGCUUCCUGGGUGCCUGCGGGAAGCUCUACGCCCUGGGGGGCUGCAACCGGGCCUCCUUCCUGGACUCUGUAGAGGUGUACGACCUGCAGGCCAACACCUGGGCCCGCUCCCCGCCCCCUGGCUCCAGGAUGCCCCUCCCCCUGCGCUCCUUCGCCGCGGCCUCCCUGCGGGGGAAGCUGUACCUGCUGGGCGGCACCACGGUGGAGGAGAGCCGGGCUGCUGUGCACCAUGGGGUUCUCAUCUACAACACGGCGCUGGACCACUGGGCACGGGUGCACCUGGAGACGGGAGCCACCUUCUGCGCAGGCGGGGUGGCGGUGAGGGGAGGGGUCUGUGCCGUGGGGGGUUACUGCCGGGAUGCCAGCAAGUUCACCGACGGCAACCACACCCGUCUGGAGCCCAUGGACGCGACCGGCCGCGUGCUGUUCUUCCGCGAGGGCCGGGGCUCGAGCCGCGAGGUGGUGGGGGUGGGGCAGGGGGCCGCGGCCGGGCCUGUGGUGUUCCCAGGGCUGCCGCGCCGCAUUGCCGCAGGGGGGGUGGCUCGCUGGAAGAGACGCAUCUACAUGCUGGGAGGAGAGAACGGUGCGCGGUUCUACGACAGUGUGUACUGCUGGAAGCCCGGCUGGAGGAGCUGGGUGCAGAGGCGGGAGAAGCUGCCCCUGGAGACCGGGGGGGUCAGCCAGUUCGGCUGCACCACACUUAAGUUCCCCAAGAAACACAUCCUGUCCCGUCUGAGGGCCUUCGAGGAAGAGGGGGACAGCGACUGAGAGGUAGAAAGGGGCAGGGGGACUGAGAGAGGGAAUACUGGGGUGGGGUGGGGGGGGGGGGGGGGAUGACUGAGAGACCCAUCUGUGUGAGUGUCGGCACCCCAAAUUCUCAGCAGUCGGACUAGGGAUCCCCUCCACCCCACAGGGUCGACAGGAACUCUUUAGGAGAGAGAGGAGUUUCGCCCUUUCAAAGUGAGUUUUAAACUUGCAGCGUGUGAACUUUGAUUUUAAAAAGCACCAGCAACGCAUCAUCAUAAUAUUUCUUUUCUUGUUUUCUCCCUUUUGGCUUUUUAAGAUGUUUUUUCCAGUUGCUUUGAAAUGGACUUGAAGUCUUUGUGUGCUUGAUUUGGGUUCUUAUAGCCUCUUUAAGUUAUUCAUGACUUGGUAUAACUAACAUUUUCCUUUGUCAUUUCAAAUUAAAAUACACUUGUAAAGACCCUGGUUGGAACAGCAGAGUAAUACUUUCUGUGAACUUGAUUAAAAAAAAAAACAACAACAACAAAAAAGUCUGUUUUACCUGAAUGACUUUCUAAACUUCAUGUGAGGGGAGAGAGAAAAAUAGGACAAAAUAAUAGCACUUUAUUGAAGUUUUCAGUGUCCUUUGUUGGUUUAAGAAAGUGUUGCUGUGCAGCAGUGUGUAAAUGUAUUAGAACACCCCCAGUGUGUGUGCGUGUGUGCGUGUGUACACACACACGGUCGGGUGCAUGUUUAUGAGAACCUCCUUUUGCUUCUGUUUUGAUUUGAUGUGCAUGUGAAAUCCAACCACAGGAACUGAAAAUCUUGGAAAACUGUCAAAAUAGGCAAAUUUAGUGAUUGUGUAAAUUAAUUGAUGAUUAAUAGGCCAUACAUGCAAUUCAUUCAAAAUAGAAAGAGAAAAUGAACACAUAGCCAGAAAUGGUAAAAUGCAUCAGACUUUUUAGAAGUUGUUUAAGGUGCCUAAUUAAACACAAAGUGGUCUAACAUUUUGACACACACGAGCGCGUAUUGUUUCUAUAUGACUGACUGUUAAGUGAUAAUCGAAAUUCCCACACGAAGGUUUUCAUGCAGGUCGGUAUAUAAAUGACAAAUCUUGUGGUGUUUUAAUAAAUGUGCACACUGCUGUAGUUCAUCAUAAAUAUAAAAAAAUAAAUAAUUCAGGUUGUGUUCUUGCUUUUAGCUUUUUUAACUUUUUAUUUGAACUGACUUAGAUGGCUU
Molecule: messenger RNA, 3860 nt
Organism: Acipenser ruthenus (sterlet)
Lineage: Eukaryota; Metazoa; Chordata; Actinopteri; Acipenseriformes; Acipenseridae
Exons: 7
Coding region: 759-2666 (635 amino acids)
Molecular function (GO): protein binding
Source: RefSeq, a predicted model, not a curated record